Messenger RNA from Malus domestica (apple), 1594 nucleotides. Its product is annotated as double-stranded RNA-binding protein 1-like. Lineage: Eukaryota; Viridiplantae; Streptophyta; Magnoliopsida; Rosales; Rosaceae. The record is from RefSeq and is a predicted model, not a curated record.
CAAAACAACGAUAGACAUUGCACUGCCAUUUGCGACGAUGUUCAAGUCGAGGCUGCAGGAGCUCUGCCAGCAGAGGAAAUGGCGGUUGCCGGAGUACAACACCACCAAGGUUGGCCUCGACCACAUCCCUUGCUUCUCCGCCACCGUUACAAUCAAUGGCUUCGACUUCCACACAGUGGAUACCUUUAGAUCCUCCAAAGAAGCCCAAAACGACGCCGCUAAACACGCCUUCGACCACUUCUCUGAUCAUCCGCAACCCAAACCCAGGAAUCCCAUUCCCGUCCCUUCCUCUUUCCCUCAACCUUGUCUUCCCUCUUCCUCCUCCGCUUCCUUUUGCUCAGCACUUCCUUCGACCGCAGCCGCUGAUUCCAAUACUACACAUGAAGCACCACAAAUAGUGCAACUGAAGAUUCAAGAAACGCACCAGAUUCCUCAGCUGCCACUUCAGUUUAGUGGUAACAAAUCAGGAGCCACUCCUCUGGCGAAUGCCACCUUGUUGAAUAUACAACAUUUUCACAAGAAUCAACUGCAAACUUAUGCACAAAAGAGAAAUCUGCUUCCACCUGUGUACUCUUGUGAGCGGGAAGGUCCAGCUCAUAACAGUCGUUUCAAGUGUAGAGUAACUAUUGGUGGACAGACAUAUGAGGGUCAAGAGUUUCUUCCCACACUGAAGGAUGCUGAACAUGCAGCUGCAAAAGCUGCUUUAACGUCCAUUCUUCCAAAUGGAGUUCAAGAGGAUGAUUCUGGUUUAUUCAAAAACCUUUUACAAGAAUUGAUUCAAAAGGAAGGGUUUUCUAUACCAGUCUAUAGCUCAAGGAUGUCUGGUGACCUCAUGUGCCAGUUUUUGUUUCGUCAGUGGAGAUAGAAGGAGAAACUUUUAUGGGUCAAGAAGCAAGAAGCAAAAAGCAGGCAGAGUUGAGUGCAGCAAAGGUCGCUUACCAUACCUUGAGAGAGCGUAAAUCAAGUCAGCUACCUUUGGUCCCAUCCUGCGCUCGGGAAGGGCAAGAAGCUUCCGAGAUCUUAUCUUCAAGUUUCCAGUCAAACCCAGCUGCUGAACUACAUCCACAAGCCAGGCCUAACACACAUGAGAACAGUGUAAUUGCAGAAGGAAAACGUCAACGCUUGAUCACUGUAUCUUCAGGACCCUGCACUCCUACAUCAGUAGGUGGGGAAGGAUCUUCCUCUGAUGUUGUACAUGGCCGUGCGCAGGAGACGAACCACGGACCUAGCCCUGUGUCCCAAAAUGGCUCCGCUAAUUGCGUUAUGGACUCUUCUCUUGGGCCACCAGCUAAAAGGAGUGCGUACAACAAGGUCUCUGUUUAUUCACGCAAGUUAAAUAUUGAAUAUCCUGAAGGUACCACUAUGUUGCCCAUGAGCAAUGAAAAGUGGUUGUUUGCUCACACACAUGAAGGGAGAGGUUCAUUUAGGCUUGACUAAGACCUGAUUCAACUAGGUGAGACCCAUAUGCUAUGCUUUCAAAGUUAAGUGCUUAUAAUGUGAAGUUAUGUGCUUAUAAUAUGUUACGUUUCUCCGUGUAUGAACCCUACUUGAUACUCUUUUUCUAUAUACAAUAGCUGUUGCCUUUCUUGACUCG